Durotheca rogersii is the source of this 363-nucleotide messenger RNA. RefSeq lists its product as uncharacterized. The transcript has a single exon. Bases 1 to 363 code for a protein of 120 amino acids. The record is from RefSeq and is a predicted model, not a curated record. Lineage: Eukaryota; Fungi; Ascomycota; Sordariomycetes; Xylariales; Xylariaceae.
AUGUCGUCGACCACCAAGACAACGUCGUCACCGUCUUCUCUUGAUGCUCUCGCCCGCUGGGCGCGCCUCAAGAAAUAUCGCAUCGAGGUUACCUACGGUGUAUAUGUCUACACGCCGAUGGAGAAGGUGGUCUUCUGGUCCAUCUUCUGCCUCCUCUUCACCAUCCUGCCUUUCGCCGCCGCCCUCUACAUCCGGCGCAGUGUCCCUAUACUUGUGAGACAGGCAUCCGUCUACGUCAAUGCCCGCGACGUGUUAUCAAAUCUGUUUCCGAGGAAGGACGUGGCCUUGCCAAUGCACGGAUCGGCACGCUCGACAUCGCUUAUGGAGGUGAUCAGUAACGCUGCGAAUUCUCAGAUCCCGUAG